This is a messenger RNA of Ostrinia nubilalis (European corn borer), 7966 nucleotides long. It is a transcript of the gene Tdg, whose product is annotated as trithorax group protein osa. NCBI's taxonomy places the organism in Eukaryota, Metazoa, Arthropoda, Insecta, Lepidoptera, Crambidae. The coding region runs from base 332 to 4366 and encodes 1344 amino acids. Gene Ontology annotation, molecular function: uracil DNA N-glycosylase activity; DNA binding; pyrimidine-specific mismatch base pair DNA N-glycosylase activity. The record is from RefSeq and is a predicted model, not a curated record. Gene Ontology annotation, biological process: base-excision repair, AP site formation. Gene Ontology annotation, cellular component: nucleus. The transcript is spliced from 21 exons.
GCACGACGCCCGCGACGCGCACGACGCGCACGACGCGCACGACGCGCCCUACGAGCCGCUGCUGCGCGCCUACCCCGAGCCCGAGCCCGACUACCGGCACUUCGAGCCGCCGCCCGCGCACCCCGCGCACCACCCGAGCCUGCCGCACGUGCCGCACCACCAGCCGCUGCAGGCGCACGCGCCGCACCAGCCGCUCCAGCAGCACCCGCAGCACCCGCAGCACCAGCAGCACCAGCCGCACCAGCCGCACCCCGACGCGUACCACCACUUCCCCUUCCCCAAGUACUCGGAGCCGUACGGCUUCAAGCGCGAGCCCGAGGCGCCGUACGACAUGAGCCAGCACCACCAGCAGCACUACGGCAAGCGCGACGAGGAGAUGUACAACGGCGUGAAGCGCGAGUGCGAGGACCCCUACUCCUUCGUGGAGGAGGACGCCAUGUGCGCCAUGAUGGCGCCGCACGCGCCGCACCUGCACGACGCGCACGCGCACCUGCUGCACGCGCCGCACCAGCAGCUGCUGCUGGCGCAGCCCAAGAAGCGCGGCCGCAAGAAGAAGAUCAAGGACGAGAACGGCAUGGAGAUCAAAGCCGACGGCGUGCUGGACGGCAUGGUGCGGCCGGUGAAGGAGCGCAAGAAGCACGACCGCUUCAACGGCAUGAGCGAGGAGGAGGUGGCGCGCCGCACGCUGCCCGACCACCUGGCCGAGAACCUCGACAUCAUCAUUAUCGGCAUCAACCCGGGGCUGUUCGCGGCGUACAAGGGACACCACUACGCCGGGCCCGGGAACCACUUCUGGAAGUGCCUGUACCUCUCCGGCCUCACGCGCGAGCAGAUGAGCGCCGACGAGGACUACAAGCUGUUAAACUUCGGCAUCGGGUUCACGAACAUGGUGCCGCGCGCGACGAAGGGCUCGGCGGACCUGACGCGGCGCGAGAUCAAGGAGGGCUCGGCCGUGCUGCUGGAGAAGCUGCAGACCUUCCGGCCCAAGGUGGCCGUGUUCAACGGCAAGCUCAUCUACGAGGUCUUCUCGGGCAAGAAGGACUUCUGCUUCGGCAAGCAGCCCGACACCAUAGCUGGGACUAACACGUACAUGUGGGUGAUGCCAUCCUCAUCGGCGCGCUGCGCGCAGCUGCCGCGCGCGGCGGACAAGGUGCCGUUCUACGCGGCGCUGAAGAAGUUCCGCGACUUCCUCAACGGGCUCGUGCCGCACGUGGACGAGGCCGAGCUCGUGUUCCCCGACACCACCUCGCGCCGGCCGCAGGAGGAGAUGGAGAUUCGCAGACUGACGAUGGAGCCGGAACCCGGGGACACGAUAAUCCUCGAGGACGGCACUGAGGUCCCGCUGAAGAAGAAGCGCGGCCGCCCCAAGAAGGUCAAGCUGGAGAACGGCGAGACCGCGCCGCCCACGCCCCGCGCGCCUCGGGCCCCGCGGCCGCCGCCCACGCAGGACCCCAACGGCGAGCAGCCGCCCAAGAAGAAGCGCGGCCGGCCCAAGAAGAUCAGGCCCGAGGAGCAGCAGUUCCUCAUGCAGCAGCAGCAGCAGCAGCAACAACAGCAGCAGCAGCAACAACAACAGCAGCAACAGCAGCAGCAGCAACAACAGGCGAACGCGAUGAUGCAGCCGCAGAUGUCCGGUCUACAGGGGCUGGGUCACGAGCAGUACCUGCACGGCGAGUUCCAGCAGGGCAUGCUGUACCCGCACCUGCAGGAGCCGCCCUACUUCCAGCCGCCCGCGCCCGCGCCCGCCGCGCCCGCGCCAGAGUUCAGUUUAGUCCAGCAGGGCAUGCUGUACCCGCACCUGCAGGAGCCGCCCUACUUCCAGCCGCCCGCGCCCGCGCCCGCCGCGCCCGCGCCAGAGUUCAGUUUAGUCCAGCAGGGCAUGCUGUACCCGCACCUGCAGGAGCCGCCCUACUUCCAGCCGCCCGCGCCCGCGCCCGCCGCGCCCGCGCCAGAGUUCAGUUUAGUCCAGCAGGGCAUGCUGUACCCGCACCUGCAGGAGCCGCCCUACUUCCAGCCGCCCGCGCCAGGUGAGCACAGCGGUAAACACACCUUCUCACUUCACAAUAGAGCUCAGUUUAGUCCAGCAGGCAUGCUGUACCCGCACCUGCAGGAGCCGCCCUACUUCCAGCCGCCCGCGCCCGCGCCAGGCGGCGGCAUGGACGGCGGCAUGGACGUGGGCGGCGGGCUGCUGCGCUACGGCUCGCCGGGCGCGGGCGUGGGCUACGCGUCGCCGCGCGUGUACGCCUCGCCGCGCUCGCAGGGCUACUCGCCCGGGCCCGCGCGCCCGCCCGGCACGCCGCAGCCGCAGCAGUUCCCGUCGAGCCCGGCGGCGUUCUCGGCGCCGUCGCCGCCGCGCGCCGGCGGCUACGGGUCGCCGGCGGCGCGCCAGUUCGCCGCGCGCUCGCCGCUGUACUCGUCGCCCGCCGCCUACAGCGCGCCCAGCCCCGCCCACACGCCGCGCUACUCGCACGAGCCGCUCUACCGCGAGCCGCAAGGCCCGCAGGGCGGGUCGCGGCCCUACUCGCGGUCGCCGGCGCCGGGCGGCGGGGUGGGCGGCGUGGGCGGCGUGCCGGCGGGCGUGGGCGGCACGACGCCGUUCCCGGCGGCGUCGCCGGCGGGCGGCGCGCUGAGCUACACGCCGUCGCCGGCGCACACGCCCUACUCGCAGCACUCGUCGCCCGCGCCCGCCGCGCGCACGCCGACAUAUACCGACUCGCAUGCCUUCAACCAGGGCGGCAGCGCCAGCAACACGUCGGGCUCGGGCUCGGGCUCGGGCUUCGCGGCCGAGCUGCCGGCCGACAUGGGCGCGGGCAUGGGCUCGCCGGCGCCGUCGCCCGCCAUCACGCUGGACUUCGAGCCGCCCGCGCCCGCCUCGCCGCUCAGCGCCGACCUGCAGCCGCCCAGCCACAGCGACGACUCGCUGGAGGACUACACCAAGGUCGGUCACCACUCAGCUCGGCCGACAUGGCUCGCCGGCGCCGUCGCCCGCCAUCACGCUGGACUUCGAGCCGCCCGCGCCCGCCUCGCCGCUCAGCGCCGACCUGCAGCCGCCCAGCCACAGCGACGACUCGCUGGAGGACUACACCAAGGUCGGUCACCACUCAGCUCGGCCGACAUGGCUCGCCGGCGCCGUCGCCCGCCAUCACGCUGGACUUCGAGCCGCCCGCGCCCGCCUCGCCGCUCAGCGCCGACCUGCAGCCGCCCAGCCACAGCGACGACUCGCUGGAGGACUACACCAAGGUCGGUCACCACUCAGCUCGGCCGACAUGGCUCGCCGGCGCCGUCGCCCGCCAUCACGCUGGACUUCGAGCCGCCCGCGCCCGCCUCGCCGCUCAGCGCCGACCUGCAGCCGCCCAGCCACAGCGACGACUCGCUCGAGGACUACACCAAGAACACGUCGACGCAGGGCGAGCUGGCGGGCGAGGGCGCGGCGUUCGGCGGCGCGCUGUACGAGGGCUCGCCGCGCCUGUUCCCGCCGCACCUGCACCACUCGCCGCAGCCCGACAAGGAGCACUACCACUACCGGGACCGCCCCGACAUGGGUAACGGCCUCGCGGACAGUCCGCGGUUAGACCAGCUACAUCAGCAUCCCUCCAUGUAUCCUAGCAAUUUUAAUAGGUCGACGCCCCCCAGCGGCGGCGGCGGCGGCGGCGGCGCGGGCGCGGGCCCGUUCUCGCCGGCGCCCGCCUUCCGCCCGCCCGACCACCAGCCGCACACGCCGCACCACCACCACGCGCCAGAGUCGCCGGGCGAGUACGGCGGGCCCGGCACGCCCAAGCCGAAGUCGCAGGACGUGGCGUCGAAGUCGCUGUCGGGGCUGGAGUCGCUGGUGGACCAGAUCCCGUCGAUAGCGGAGGGCCCGGGCGGCGGCGGCGGCGGCGGCGGCGAGGCGGCGGCGGCCGUGGCGGCGCCCGCGCUGCCCGAGUAUGCGCCGGCGCUCUACCCGCCCUACGGCGCCUACUCCACGCCGCCUUAUGGAAACAACGGAAUGAUAGCGGAGGGCCCGGGCGGCGGCGGCGGCGGCGAGGCGGCGGCGGCCGUGGCGGCGCCCGCGCUGCCCGAGUAUGCGCCGGCGCUCUACCCGCCCUACGGCGCCUACUCCACGCCGCCUUAUGGAAACAACGGCUACGGCGCGCCAUUCGUGGGCUACGGCGGCGGCUGGGGCGCGGCGGCGGUGAUGCGGCCGACGCCGGGCUACCUGUCCGAGUGGCAGUACGGCUACACGCCCGUGUCCGCCGUGUCCGCCGUGCCCGCCGUGCCCGCGCCCUACGCGCCCUACAACGCGCCCUACUACAACGGCUACACGCCGCCGCCGCCCGCGCACCACCAGCAGGUACCAUGUGAACACAUGUCCGACACGCUGUAACACACCCCGACGCCGGGCUACCUGUCCGAGUGGCAGUACGGCUACACGCCCGUGUCCGCCGUGUCCGCCGUGCCCGCCGUGCCCGCGCCCUACGCGCCCUACAACGCGCCCUACUACAACGGCUACACGCCGCCGCCGCCCGCGCACCACCAGCAGAACUGGCAACUUCGGUAAGCGCUCCUCGUAGUGCCCAUGGUGACGGUGUGUUGGUGUUGCAGCCGCACUACCUGCCGGCGCCGCCGCUGCUCGAGCUGUACGCGGGCGAGCACGCGGCCGCCGUGCCCGCCGUGCCCGCCGUGCCCUCCGUGCCGUCCGUGGGCUUCGGCGGCUUCUGUUAGCACCGGACUGAGCGAGCCGAGGAUAGCAUAAGGGUUUUUUUACAUUUUAGUUAGUGGAAUGCGAGGCGCCGGCGCCCGGCCCCGGCGCGCCCGCGAAUCUCGGCACGUUCGCGGCGUGAGUAGCGGAAUUGGACUGAUGUCGCUCGACCGGCGGCUCGACGCGGCCGCUGCGACUCGUGAGGCGAUCGUCGUGAUGUAAUUUAAUCUUCUUCAAACUGAUGAGCUUAAUUUGUAGGGUUUGUUUGUAAAUAUUGUACGCGUUCUGUUCGGAUCCAUCGCGCCUUCGUUUGACCGAUCGCUGGACGCGUCGCAGGUUAGGUUCCGUCGAGCGCGCGGAGGCGGCCGAUCGACUCGAAUAUUGAUCAUUAUUAUCGGAGGUGAUGCCCGAGUUUGUUAAAAAGUCUUGCCAAUGAAAUGUUUCGCGUUCUAGUCACUUACUGAUUCGUGUCGGCUAGUCAAAAGUGUAAUAUCGAUCGCGUCCCCGCACUCCCGCACGGAUCGCUCGAGUGAAUCAUGUUUUAUCUAAGUCACAAGAACGGCCUAUGAGAUGUAUGAUGUAUACUUUUUUAUUUAGGUUUAGUUGUACGUCGCGAGUGUGACGCUAUUUAUAAUUCAAUUUUAGCAUUUUUUAUACAUAUUAACUAUAUUUUUACUGUCGCUACGAGGCGGCCAUUUUGUCAUCGCGGUCGUUGACUCCGGCCGGGAGGCGACGUGUGAUACUGUUGGCUCAAUUGAUGGAAACAAACUCGUCGAUCUAAUAAUAUGCAUAGACUCAAUACACAUGUCACGUGAAGUUAUAAGAUACGAAAUGUGAUGAUUUUGUUCAUUAUAAUUGUUUAAAAAAGUACAGCAAACUCUAUUUAUAUUGCUGCUAUCAUUUCAGACUGGCAUUUAUUCUCAUUAUUAAAAAAAUCUAUGUCUGUUAUUAUUUUGACGUGUAAACAAAACGGCGAUCACUGCCAGGAAGAGUCGUCCGGAGUCAGCGGCCGCGCCGCAUUGCCAUGGACUCCUUGCAUUUGACUAAACGUUACCCGAUCAGUUACAUAGCUUCGGAUCGCUAGUGAUAGCAUAAUUUUACAUAAGAUUUAUAACCUAUAUUUUAUUAUACACGCGCCAUUUUAUUGUAAGUCUGUCGCGCCGCGGAGCUCGGUGACAAUUCUCACGAUUCCGCGAUUACAAUGACGCAAACUUUACCCGAGGCAGAAAAAUACAUAUUUUACCUUUUUAUAAAAAAAAAUAACACAGUCAAGUGCUGUAAAAAACUGCUGUUGUAACUUUAAAUUUAUGACGAAUCUGAGGUCAAAUAGCAAACUUUUGAUGUCGUGGACGUUUCGAACGUGCCCGCGCGAGCUCCGCGGCGCCCGACGCGCUAGGUUUAGUUGUGUAACGACGCAUAAUGACGUUUCAGGUGCUCAUGGGUUCGAUUGUUUCCUCGCAGUUGCCAUUCGGCGCUCUGUCGCUUGUUCGAGGUCUUGUGUUGUUGGUCUCUCUCCCCGUCACGUGACCGGGCGUGAGGUCCACGGUCGGGGUUCCGUCGCGACCCGCUAACGGAGAUGUGUUUCUACGUUAAGCGUUAAUGAGGGGUGGUUUUAAAAAAUCUUGUACAAAAUUCUUAAAUUAGUGAAAUCGAAUCUUUUCUUUGCACAAACGGUGAAUAAAAAAAUCUUAAAUAUAGGCUAAGAAACGAAAUAACAUACGUAAUAAAGACAUAUACGUUAAUGCUAGGUUUACUGGAAAGAAUUUAUAUUGUAGUGUUGGGUGUGUCGCCGACCACACCGCGGCCCGCGCUCCCGUCGCGGCUCUCGACUGAUCUGAGUGAGAAAUUACGUCAAUUUAGUAAAAUUUAUAUUCCUCAAGAUUAUUUUCUCGCUGAAUGGGGUGGUUGACUGGGUUCUUCAAAAGUUAUAAAAAAAUAUUUUAGGCAAAAAUCUUCUUCGAAGUUUUCGAAUGCUAAAAAAGUAAGUCACCGUAUUUAGUCAGCAGACGUGGCAGAUAGGCGUUUAAUUUUUUCUUCGCUCUAUCUCGCAAAGGAAUUCGCCACAAACGUCCGAAGUGAAGCGUGGGAAACUACCCUGUUGCGUGAUGCGUUUAGUUACCGUUCCUCCGGCGGGAGCGCGCGCCGGGAGCUGAAGCGCCGUGUCGCCGGCCGGCGCCCGAUGCUGUGCGCGCGCCAUACACAAGUAGUUGCGGUUCAAGUUUCGUUCCAACUUUGCAAAUUUAACAAACAAGUUUUUAAAGUGUUCUAAAAUUACUAUUGGUAAAAACACUAUCUUUGUUCGAGUGCGAGGAGUAUUACUUAGGCAAUAAAUUAUAUUUUUAUUGUAUGUUACGUUGGGUAACGUAAAGAUGCGAUGUAUAAAUUUUACUAAAAAACUACUUUUGUAUGGGGCUCGCACACCAGGCGGGCUUCGAGCCGCGCCGCUUCGACACGUCUUGUUUCUUCGUCUUUCAGAAGGGAAAAUUAUAAGUUAAAAUGAAAAUGAAAUCAACAGGGUAUUUAAGAUUGCUUAAGAUUUAUUAUUUUAUAUUUAUUAUAUGAUUUUUGUGUGCCUCGCGCAAUUGUGUUUAGUGUUACUGAUAUUUUUUGAGGAUAGGCGACGAAAGAUCGCGGACGGCAGCUUACGAAUCCGCACGAAUGGAACUUAAUCACUGUGUACUUAAUAAAAUACAACCCAUAUAGGGAAAAAUAAACGCUGAAUGUUUAGUUUUUAUUAAUAGUUUAAAAGUUAUUGAGGUAAUCGAAGUGGAUAUCCCAAAUAUAAGUUGGGCUUUGUGUGAAGCGUGUAGCGUGCGCGCGCCGCUGCCGUCCGCGACCGCGCGCCGGCGCCGACCCGCCCCCCACAGGCUGCAAUUAACUCAUGUUUUUUUAUUCAUUUUAAACAAUAAUCAAGGUAAAGGAAAUAUGUACCGCUAAUUUCAAAAACCACAGAUAAUAAAGCUAUGAAAAUAUGUAACAGUAUAAUACCAUAUUAUCAAACAAUGCGGUUGUGACAGUUUUACGUACAUUCCUGAAUUAAAGAAAAAUCUUCAGUGUUUCAAAUCAGUAAAAUUAAAGUAAAAUCUAAUUUAAUGUUUGUUGGCUCAAAUAGUCAAAUUACUUUACUUUUAAAGUAACGGGAUGUCAAUUUGGAAGUUAAAGAUAUACCUACAACUAUGCACCAGUAAAUGUUUACCCGCGCCGCCUGUGAGGGCCGCGUCACCGCCGCGUCACUUGCGUUUGUACAUAAUGAGUGCUUUAUUACGCUUUUGAUAUUAUAUUUUU